This is a messenger RNA of Leptopilina boulardi, 5870 nucleotides long. RefSeq names its product neurogenic protein mastermind-like (gene mam). Gene Ontology annotation, biological process: Notch signaling pathway; positive regulation of transcription by RNA polymerase II. Lineage: Eukaryota; Metazoa; Arthropoda; Insecta; Hymenoptera; Figitidae. Gene Ontology annotation, molecular function: transcription coactivator activity. The transcript has 7 exons. The coding region runs from base 1651 to 4611 and encodes 986 amino acids. Gene Ontology annotation, cellular component: nuclear speck. The record is from RefSeq and is a predicted model, not a curated record.
UGCUGAACUCUGUCAGUGGCUGGCGAUUCGUCGAGGCGUCAGGUUUACUUUUAAAUUCAUUUUGAUAAUGUGUACGUGUAUUUAUCACUGUGUUGAGUGCCGUAGUCACUUGGGAGCCACUCAAACCACGUGCGUCGUUUGACAUUUGACGAUGAAAAUUUCAUAAUGACAUACUAACUCCACAAUAAAUUCCAAAAAAAUCUUAAUUUUCUAAUUAUUGGAAAAAAAGAAAUUUUUCAAAAAAAAAAAAAAUCCACAAAAAUUUAUUGUGAUAUUUUUGUCGGACAUGAUGACAAUAUCAGUGAAAAGUGUCACAUUCCAAACAAGGCAACAACAUCAAAUAAAAUUUCAAAAAUUGUUGAGAAAAAAAAAGAAUGGGUGUCGAAAAUUAAAAUUGGAAUGGAAAAAUAUUGAAAAUAGAAAUCAAAUUGACCUUGAGGAUUAAAAAAAAAAAAAAAAAAAAAGAAAAAAAAUAUUCUUGGAGAAAAAGUAACGGUAUUUUGGCGAACGGAAGUUGUGGCGGGGAGACAACGCAACGACAACAACAACAACAACGAAGAAGAAGAAGACGACGACAACGACGACGACGACGGAAAAGAGUGAGAAAAAGAAGUGGGGGGUGUAAAAGAGAGAGAGAGAGAGAGAAUAAAGUAGAGAUUCUGGGCACGCGCAGUCCACCUGCUGGCGUGUAGUGGCACGCGCCGUCUACCUCUCCCUCUUCUUGGCUCCUCGCCGGUUGAGGGUACCCCUCUCACUCUCUUUCGCUUGGUGUAUACUGGACCCCUCCUCCUCCUCCACCCUUCACGCGUGCCACACGACAGCCGCGAGCCAGGACGCGCGGGAGUCAAUUGCCCGCGGACUUGGACAGGGCGAACACUGGCAAAAAAAAAAAAAUUCUUUUUCGUCUUCUCUAUUUCUCUCCCAAUUCUCCUUUAACUUCAAUUUUUAUCUUUCUUCACUGCUCCUCGACUCCUUUUUCUUCACCAUAUUUAUUUAUUUUUUUACCCUCCUUUCUUCACUGUUUUCUUUCCUCCUUUUUUCCAAAAAAAAAUGAGGGGGAGGGGUUUUUUUUCAAUGCAUCACAUGACUUGCACCAAAAGAGGUGGGGAAAAAAAAAUGGUGCAUAGUAAAUAGAGUGUAAGAACAUCCAAACGUAAAUGUGAUUUUAGUUACAUAUUUGGAACUAAUUAAAUGAUAAAAUGAAUCGAAGAAAUGUGCGGGAGAAUUACUGUUGCCGCGUGUGGGACCGUCGGGAGACCACCUGUUGAUGUUGUUCAGACGGAGUUAUUAUUUUUGUUAUUAUUAUCAUCAUCAUCAUCAUCAAGAAGAACUGAAUCUUGGGAAUUUUUGUGGAAAAUGAAAUUAUCUAAUUUUAUAAUUGGAACUUGAAAGGGCCUAGGGUGGGGAGAAUUAUUAGUUUUUUUCAUGGGGGGGGAAUUGAUUUAACAAUCGAAAAAAAAAAGUGGUGGUGGGCAAAAAUAGAGAGUGCGAGGUGUGAUUUAAACAUGCGAAGAAAAAGUUAUUGGUCCCUAUUGUGGACCAUGGCCUAGGGCUGAAAAAUUAUCUUCAUUUUAGGAAAUCGAAAAAAAAUUUUUUUUUUUUUUUUUUUUUUUUUUUGAUACUCGCCAGGGCAACUGUACGUCGCCUGGAAUGAUGCAGCAAAAAUUCUUAAAGAGGACGACAGAAGAUUUGGAGCCAUCGGGGGGUGGUGGUGGCGAUGGAACAUUUGGUGAGCCACCAGUUAAAUUGCAAUGUACACAGGGACAGCAUCAACAUCAGCAGGCACCAGGUGGUGGUUCACAUUUGGGUCAUGGUCCACAUUUAACUGGAAAUGGUACCAAUCCCACGGGGCAACAACAAGCCAGCAGUGGUGGUGGUGGUGGAGGAGGUGGAAAUGGAGGUACAGCCGGUAAUGAGGGUCUUACGAAAUUUUCAGUGGAAAUUGUCCAACAAUUGGAAUUCACCACAUCGGCUGCUAAUUCACAGGCACAACAAAUUUCAACAAACGUAACGGUUAAAGCAUUAACAAAUGCCUCAGUGAAAAGUGAUUUAGUGAAUUCAUCAUCAUCACCAAAACCCGGUCCCGAUUCUCAAUCGACAAAUGCACCAAGGCCACAAAAUCCAUCUGGUGGAGGUGGAGGUGCUGGCAGUAUUGGUUGCGUUGAUAUUGGUAAUUUAGUUGAAUGUAAACAAGAACCGGACAAUGAAUUUGUUGAUCUUGAACAAUGUGCCGCUGCAUUAGAAAAAGAUGCCGCUGCAAAUGGCGCUGGUUUUCCUGGUUUUUCUGAUUUUAUUGGCGAUGAUACUGGUGAUGAAAUAAUUACCUCCGAUGCAUUUAAAGAUCUUAUUUCUGAAAUAUCCGAUUUUCAUCCUGAAUUCAUGAAGGACUUUGAUUUUGAGGACAAGAGUGUUGAUGCACUUGCAAAUAGUGCAAUUAACGAUGUACCAAAUAAUGGACAAAUAAAAAUUGAAGACGAUAAAGAUUCAAUUCAUCAUCAUCCAAGUAAUGGUAAUGCAAAUAAUGUUGUAUCAAAUUCUAGUCCUGGAAAUCUUGGCUCAUCGCAAUAUUCACCGGCAAGACUUCCAUAUUCAGGUUUAUCAGAAAUGAGUCCAGCGGCUCAAACACUUAAACAAAUGGCUGAACAACAUCAACAUAAAAGUCAACAAAUGGGACUCGGUGGUUUUAAUCCAAAUUCAACGGCAUCAAGAGGACCAACAUCAAGAUCGCCAUACGCUGAAUUCACACAAUUUGGUGGUCCCACUGAUUAUCUUGGUAGUCCAAGCAACAAUGUCACACAGUCUUCACAAAAUCAAAAUACACCAAACAGUGGGAAUUAUCAUAAAAAUAAUGGUAAUCAAGGAUUUCAAAAUCAGCAGACAAAUGAUAUAUUUGCUCAACAACAAUUUGCAAGUUUAGCUGAUAUGAAAAGGCCACAGCCAGGUGGUGGUAAACCAAAUAUGCUUGCACCAACCGGUGGUUAUAAGCAACAGUAUUCGCCUUAUGGAAGUCCUGGUUCAAUGCCAAAUCAUGGAAGUCCUGGUUAUCCUCUACCACCAAGAGGGACACCAGGUGCUGGUCCCAAUCAACCUGGUUCACAAGGACCAUUCACUAGUUCCACACCACCUAGACCACCUUCCGGUUCGGGGACUUCCACAUUGCAAAUCAAUCAAGCGCAACAAUUGCACAUCACAAAUCCUGGUCAUCAAAUUCAGGUGUCUGCGGGACAACAUAUGCAGUUAACGGGUGAUUUGAAGCCUGGCGUGUCUGUUGCUGCUCAGCAAGGAAUGUACUUCAGUCAACAGCAGGCGCAAAAUCAGACGGGUCCAGGUGGACAGGCCGAUUCCUAUUGUACAGUGUCGCAAUCGCAAACGAUAAACUUCACGCAGCAAAGUAUUAGACAAAGGGCGGCGGCAGCUGCAGCGGCCGCAGCAGCCGCUGGUGGUGUUCCACAAUCGGCUGGUGCACCAGGAGGACCUGGAGCACCAGGGGCACCGGGGGCGCGGAAUCAUCCUCAACAGGUGCCUCAAGGUCAAGUUGUUGAUCAACAUCAGCAUGCAAAACUUCUUCAACAACAACAAAUGAUGCGCGCUCAACAGGUGAUGCAGCAACAACAGCAGCAGCACAUGGCAGGAAGUAUGGGAGGUGUAAGGCCACCGCCUCCGGAGUAUAAAGCAGCGGCUCAAGCGCAAAUGAUGCAUGCAGGAAUGGGAAUUGGUCAACAGGCCAGGUUUCCCAAUGCUGGUACAAUGCGUAGAGUUACGCAGCAACCUAUGCCACCUUCGGGUCCAAUGAUGAGGCCCCAAAUGGCACAACAACAACAACAGCAACCACAACAGCAGCAGCAGCAGCAGCAAACGUUACAUGCAGCUGGUGGCAAUAUGUAUAUGGGAGGUGGUGGAAUGGCCGCAAUUGGAGGUAUGCAUCAAAUGCAUCAGAGGCUAGGAUAUCCGAGAACCAAUAAUCAACGGCCGCCGAAUGUCAGUGUAGGACCAACAGAUAAUAUAGGCAAUAGUAUCGCUGGCCGUGGAGCUCAGCAGGAAUGGCGGCAUCUUUUAAUGCAGCAGCAAAAUUUCCAAGCUCAAAUGCGACCACAAUUCAAUCAACAGGGACAUCAAGGUGGCUUUGGUAUGGGAAAUACGGGAGGAAUGCAGAUGAAUGCAGCACAAAUGCAACAUCAACAACAACUUCAAAGAUCUCAAAGUGGCGGUAUGGGUGGAACUGGUAUGCCCAACAAUUCACAAAUGCAACAAUUGUUGACGCAACAACAUCAACAGCAGACCCUUGUGAUGCAACAAAACAAUAAUCAGAUGUCCAUGCAGAUGCAAAUGUCGCAAUCGAGUUCUGUAACUAGCACGGGAACUGGUUCACCGAUGCAUCCACAUCAGCAAUACGGUGGUGGAAGUCCAGGUGUUCGAGGUCUACCUCAACAACAACAACAACAACAGCAACAACAUUCUCAGCCCUCACAACCAGAUCCAUCGAUAGGAACAGCGGACUUUAAUUUUGAUCUUUUGGACAAUUUGCCUACUGGUGAUGCAGCCAAUUUUAGUGCCCAGGAACUUCUUAAUUCGCUAGAUCAAACUGCUGGUUUUAAUCUCGACAUUCUGUAAAAAAAAAAGAAAGAGAAAAGAACGUGUGAAGGGAAUCCAAAACUUGAAUAUUCUUCUGAGAUUUCCCAAGAAUUUACCCUUCCGAAAAAAAAAAAACAAUUGCCAUUGGUUCUCUUUGUGACAAUGAGUGUUUUCACUCCAACAUAGAGAGAAUUCAUAAAUUCUCUUCACUGCUGUUUAAGCAGCAAUAUUCUCAAUCUUGAUAUUUUUUUUUUUUUUAAGAUUGAGACGCAACUUGUUAUGUGAUUAAAUGCGAUUUUUAUCGAAAGAGAGAGAAAUAGAGGAAAAAAUAUUGUAUAUGGUACUUGCGAUACACUCGAUUUUGUCAAGUGUUUCUUCUUCUUCUUCUUCUUAGAUAAUCGCGAUUUUAGUAAAAUUUAUCUUGCCGCGAUAUUUACGCGUUAGCAAUUUUGUGCGUAAUCACGGAUGAUAUGUAAUAAUAACCCGUUAAAAAAAAAAAAAAAAAUGAAUUCUCAUUUUCUUCGCACGGGUGCGAUGAUGUAGGUAAAAAAAAAAAGUUGUCCGAACCCAGAAGGUUGCGGUGUCGAAUUUUAUUUCAGUUUUUUAUUUUUUUUUUUUUUUACAAAUUUUCCCUUUUUUUUCUAACGCAUGAAUAUUCCCUACAUUGAAGUUAUUAGAAUUUUUUGUGAAUUCAAAAUUAUCGAAUUUAUAUUUAACAGAAGUUUAGGAAAUUUCACUAAGGAGAAUUUUAAUUUAAACUUUUUCGUCUGCUAAACGCAAAACGCAUGCGCCGAAUUACGCGGUCUUUUUUUUGAAUUUUAUGUUUUUGUAUUACGAGUUGAUUAAGUAUAUUCACAUUGAAAAUCACAAACUUAACCUAAAAUAUUUAUUAAUCUAAAGUCCCUUCUUUCGUGGAGUGUCACUCAUUUAAAAAAAUAUUCAAUCAAAAAUCUAUUUUAUAAAAUUCUCUUAAAUUCGAUAAUUUUUAAUUCAACAUCGCAAAAAAAAAAAAAAUUCUUAUCAAUGUAGGGAAUAAUUUUGCUUUUUCAUUUAGAAUACUUCAUUGCGGUGAUAACGAACAAUAUAAUUACAAUAUUCCAGUAAAUUAUUUCCUAUUUUUUUUUUUUUUUAGUGAAAAAGACAAUUUUUUGAAAACAAAACAAUAAUUUUUUCACGCACUUAAAAUCGAUGAUCAAAAAAUUUAAAAAAUGAAAAAUUAUUUAUUGAAAAUUUAAUUUCAAUUUAAGUUAGAAAUUUUUUUAAUAAAAUGUGAUUGAUAGAAAAUUUGUAAAUAAAAA